GGACUCUGCCAGAUACUGUGGGACCCGACAGGCAGACCGGCCGGUUUGGACCACACCGGUCGUGACUGGCACCAAGCCCUCUUCCCGAUGGCGUCACUCUGCUGUCCUGGACUCGAGCGGGAAAAUGUGGAUCUUUGGUGGCUUACAUGGAUACUACCUUGAUGAUGUGCACUGCUUGGACACGCAGGCAGACCCGCCGGCUUGGACCACACCGGCCGUGACUGGCACCAAGCCCUCUUUCCGAUAUGGUCAUUCUGCUGUCCUGGACGCGAGCGGGAAAAUGUGGAUCUUUGGUGGCUUUGUUGGAUAUCGAUCCUACCUUGAUGAUGUGCACUGCUUGGACACGCAGGCAGCAGACCCGCCGGCUUGGACCACACCGGCCGUGGCUGGCACCAAGUGGUGCCGCGCUCAGCGGAACCUCAUGGGCACUGUACGCCUGAACAUGUCUGUGAUGGAAGCAGACCCGCCGGCUUGGACCACACCGGCCGUGACUGGCACCAAGCCCUCUUCCCGAAAGGGUCACUCUGCUGUCCUGGAUGUGAGCGGGAAGAUGUGGAUCUUUGCUGGCACAAACGGAUCCCACUCCGACUUUGAUGAUGUGCACUGCUUGGACACGCAGGCAGACCCGCCGGCUUGGACCACACCGGCCGUGACUGGCUCCAAGCCCUCUUUCCGAUUUGGUCACUCUGCUGUCCUGGACGCGAGCGGGACAAUGUGGAUCUUUGGUGGCUUACAUGGCGCCGCGCUCAGCGGAUCCUACCUUGAUGAUGUGCACUGCUUGGACACGCAGGCAGACCCGCCGGCUUGGACCACACCGGCCGUGACUGGCACCAAGCCCUCUUCCCGAUCUAGCCUCGACCAGCAGCACAUCCACAUCCAUAUCAACUGCAACCGCCAGCAGCACAACGAGUACCGUAGGUUUGCCAGUCCUGUGAAUGCAACGGCUGGCACGGAGCAGGGCACCGAGCAUCGCUGGCGGAGCAUGUGCUUCUGCUGCCCUGGGGCAGACUAUCGAGAGACCCAGGGCCACUCGUGGAUGCGAGUCCACGAGCUUCAAGCCUAUCUGGCAACGAAUUCGGCCACAGAUACCCGCGCAAGGACAACAGCUUCUACUUCCCACUCGACGUCAAGCAGCUUUGGUGGGGAGGACGAACCUGGGCUGAGCUCUGCGGUGGUGGCCACACUUUCCAUCCUCAUAGUCACGCUGCUGUCGGCGGUCUUGGUUGGCAUUGCGGUGUGCAAGCGCAGGGCCAAAUCCAGUCUGGCGAAGUCGGGCGAGCGGCUGAUGCCACAGGCUUCCCUGAUUGCGGCAGCCUCCCUGGAAUUGGGAAUCUCUGCCCUUUACUUGCAGGCGACCUUUCCAGAAGAGGCUCGGGCGGCAACAGGCCGACGAGUCCGUCACCGGGAGGGCAAGAUCUAUGGAUUCGACACCUGGUCUGGGGGGAUGGCAGAUCCAAACUUCUACGAAAUUUGCAACGUCCUUGCCAUCGGUUCCAGCGGCAAGGGCUUCGGCAAAGUCUGUCCACGUGACAGCAGAGUAAACUGUAGCAUCGUUGAUGCCUUGGACGCGCCAGCACAGGGCAGAGCCACCCACUUCGUCUCGUGGUGCUGGCGCUACCGACUAGAAGUUGUGGUCGACUACAGAAUCCUCGAAGAGGGUAGCAUGUCCGGCUCUGCGGAACUUCAGACAAUCUUCGAAAGCCACCUGGCCAGUGCCGGCAAGAUGCUGGUCAUUUUGGACACCUUCCUAGAACCCUUGUACUACUCGCGCGCCUGGUGCCUUUUUGAAACUUACGUCUGUAUAGAGCAGGGGUUCCCACGGGACAUCCUACUGCCCAGCAGGGAGCUUGAGGCCUUUAAAGACAUGAUGAGAAAUGGUGAGGCCGAGCCCAUGCGUCGAAAGAUCCGUCAAAUUGACCUGCGACGCGCAGAAGCUACGGUGAAGGCUGACGAGGACAGGAUCAAAUUGAUGAUCUUCACCUCCUGUGGCUUUGACGCGGUGAAUCGAGUUGUCCAGACAGAGAUCCAGAAAUGGAUAUUGAAUGCCUUUGCCAUGUACAUGAGUGAUUAG
Symbiodinium necroappetens is the source of this 2071-nucleotide messenger RNA. Lineage: Eukaryota; Dinophyceae; Suessiales; Symbiodiniaceae. The record is from the annotation of a GenBank genome assembly.